Aphanomyces astaci is the source of this 1324-nucleotide messenger RNA. RefSeq lists its product as hypothetical. The transcript is spliced from 4 exons. Lineage: Eukaryota; Oomycota; Saprolegniomycetes; Saprolegniales; Verrucalvaceae. The record is from RefSeq and is a predicted model, not a curated record. The coding region runs from base 1 to 606 and encodes 201 amino acids. Gene Ontology annotation, cellular component: replication fork; Rad51B-Rad51C-Rad51D-XRCC2 complex. Gene Ontology annotation, biological process: double-strand break repair via homologous recombination.
AUGUGGGCACUUGACGAGACCGCACUCGACGUUGUGCAGCGGACAUGGUACGAUCACCCGUUCGUAAGCCAGAUUGGUGUGGUGGAUGCGAUGUUCCCCGACGGCAUCCAGUCGAGGUCUGUCGUGGAGGUCUACGGAGAUGCGCAAAGUCCCAAGAGCUUGCUGCUGCAACAUGUGUGCGCCGCGUAUCUUGUCCACGACAAGCGCACCCAAGUUCACUACUUUGAUCACGAGUGUAUGGUGGACGCAAACGAGAUGCGGCAGCUUGUACAGGCAUGCAUGUCAUCGAACGGUCAUGAUGGCAAUGACGACGACGUGGAUGGGACCAUGGAACGCCUGUUCGUGUAUCAUGCCGAGACGAGCGACGAUUGGAGUGCCAAGCUACACACCGUCCACACGAAGCUACUUGCCCAGUCCGGUGUGUUGCCGGUCAUUGCGGUCGAUUGCAUCGGAUCGUUUCAUGCGAUCGACAAGAUGAUUCAGCAUCGCCUGCAGGACACCUCGUACCGCAAACCCGUCAACGUGUACGGCCAACUCAAAGACCUGGUGCGACAGCAUUCCGCCACGAUCUUUGCAGCCAAGAACUGUACGUACGCAUCCCCAUAACUUGAUCCAUCCCCAUCCAUCGCACCUAAAUUAGGCGACGCCGUCGGGACUGGAUCAAAACAUGUUGAAUCCAUGCCAUCUGAAUGGACAUCUCAAGUGACCAAGCGUCUUCACGUCCGCCUUGUGCGAGGCUCGUCGUUUCCAUCGUAUGAGAUUAAAACUGACAGCCACACCCGCGCCUUCCGCGCUACGGACCACGGCCGUCUCGACGACAUUUCAACAGUGUGAUGAUACUCUCCUUCUUUGGUUUAUUUACAUGCUGGCAGCCUGCCCAAGCUCCGUCAUGUGCUGAUGGAACAUGAUCUCAUGCUCUUCCGUGAGUCGUAUGAUGCGGUCGCUGGCUUGGGCGCGCUCGAAGCCAAAGAUUUUUUCCAGCCGAGAUCGCUCGUUCGUGUCUGUAGCUCGCCGCAGAAUCACAUCGCGCUGCUCUUCCGCCGCUUGCUCUUCUUCGAGUACAUGGAGAAGCUGUUGGUUCUGCCGCCGCCGGUAUAUGGCCACUUGUUCGUCCAGCGUCGUCGUCGUCGGUUGCUUGUGCAUCACGUCGGGUUCUUGAGCUGGAGACUCGUUCGAUGUAGAUUGUGCCAUGUCCUUGUCGGACGGGUAUCGUGAGAUGCGCCGACUGAUGACCCUGCAUACAUAUAUAUACAUACAUAUAUCCAGUUAGUAGCGUGAUUGAUAAUAUGCGACAACGUGAAAUAAAUAUAAACAACCGUGAGCA